This is a messenger RNA of Iphiclides podalirius (scarce swallowtail), 447 nucleotides long. Lineage: Eukaryota; Metazoa; Arthropoda; Insecta; Lepidoptera; Papilionidae. The record is from the annotation of a GenBank genome assembly.
AUGCCUAUUCUUGGUGAUGACCAGAAUGGCGCGGCGAGCCGAGGCCACAUGCUUGGCACUUUUGGUACUGCCGCUAACAGCACCCACGGGCCGGGCGUCGCGUCGGUCGUGAUCGGAAAGCGCGAAAGUGAAUGGCACUUAACCGCGGGCCCGUUGCGGCGGCUGGACGUGAAAGUGCAUCGUGACGUCCCCCCGGCUCCGGGCUGUGUGCGCGUCACUGGCCUCGCGCCUCGCCAAGCCACCGAGGGACGUGCCAGCCGUGACGUCAUCAACACCGACCUCCGUCGUGUCCACCAACAUAACGCCAAGAUCACCGACUCGUGUUGCUAUCCUAUGUUGGCAGAUUUGAUAAGGGAACACGUGGACCGUGCCUGGGACGCUGUGCACGCCGUACAACAACCCUGGUUUGCACCAAUGUUUCCGAUUCUUAUGUAUAGCUCCGAGCAC